AUGGCGGCUGUCAAUGAGCGGUUUUUACUACAAUCAUUUUUAUUUCUUAUACUGGCACGAAAACGAAUAAAUAGAAGAAAGAAACAUAAAUUCUGGGUGCGAGAGAUAUUAAGGGAGAGAGAGCAGUGUGGUUUCUACUAUACACUCGUCCGCGAGCUUCGCCUUCAUGAUCGAGAAUAUUUUUAUCCGUUACCGUUAUUUUUUUCUCGUUUUGUCAAAAUGUCCCCAGAAAGACUGGAACACUUGCUUUCCUUAGUUGCACCAUUUAUAACAAAAAAACCUUGUCGAUCAAGAAAACCAAUAUCUGCCGAAGAACGUCUCAUACUAACACUACGUUACGUUGCAAGUGGGGACUCCCAUCAGUCCCAGUCAUUUUCAUUUCGCGUUGGUCGCACUACGGCAUCCCAUAUUAUACGGGAAACAUGCAAAGGCAUUUGGCUUGCACUACAAAGCACAUACCUGAAAGCACCUUCAACUGUUGAGGAUUGGUUAAAUAUUGCCAAUGAUUUUGAGAAGGAGUGGAACUUUCCUCAUUGUUUGGGGGCAAUUGACGGUAAACAUAUUGCAAUGGAAUGCCCACCAAAUUGUGGGUCGACUUUUUUUAACUACAAAAAGUUUCACAGUAUGGUAUUGCUGGCAGUAUGUGAUGCAAAUUAUUGCUUUACAAUGGUAGACAUAGGAGCACCUGGAGGAAGUAAUGAUGCAGCUGCAUUAGCUGAUUCUGUAUUUGGUCGUGCAUUUGAAAACACCCCAUUAUCACUAAAUGUACCAAAACCAAGCCCUGUUGGCAACACAGAGCUUCCAUAUGUACUUGUUGGAGAUGACAUCUUCCCACUAAAACCAUGGCUAAUGAAGCCUUACCCAGGGCAAGGAUUACAAGAACCUGAAAGAAUUUAUAACUACAGGCUUUCUAGAGCAAGACGUGUAAUAGAAAAUGCCUUUGGUAUUUUGGCAUCUAAGUGGAGACUAUUACGAAGGCCUAUUAAGUCAGGAAUUGAACAAAUCGAAGGAAUUAUAACUGCAGUCAUAUGUUUGCACAAUUACUUGAAAUUAACUGACAAUGCAAAUUACACACGAACAGGAUUUGUUGACAGUGUAGACAACUCCGGGAGUAUUAUACCUGGGGACUGGCGAAAUUUGGUUGAUAACGACUUAGGUUUGACAAACAUUGGUAGAGUAGGUGGCAACAGAUAUACCUUUGAAGCAGGUGUAUCAAGAGACAAGUUCAAAAACUAUUUUAACAGUGACCAGGGACAAGUCCCUUGGCAACUUGGUCAUGUGCAAAGUUGUGGUGUAAUUCAUGAAUGA
Dendronephthya gigantea is the source of this 1308-nucleotide messenger RNA. RefSeq names its product protein ALP1-like. The transcript is spliced from 2 exons. The coding region runs from base 1 to 1308 and encodes 435 amino acids. The record is from RefSeq and is a predicted model, not a curated record. Lineage: Eukaryota; Metazoa; Cnidaria; Anthozoa; Malacalcyonacea; Nephtheidae.